AUGUCUAUCCAAAACCCUAAUAAGAAGAUUCGUAGCGAAGGAAAACCGGACCAGCAACAAACUGACGCCGUCGACCGAUUGAGCAGUCUUCCCGACCACGUUCUUCACCACCUCCUCUCCUUCAUAGUCGAAAGCCGAUUCUCCGUCCAAACCUCCGUCCUCUCCAGGAGAUGGAGAUCCCUGUGGAAGCACGUUCCCCGGCUCACCCUCCGCGCCAAUUUCUCCACCCUUGCUUCAACUUUCGCCAGGUAUGUGGACGCACUCUUGUCCGCCCGCCCCGACGGCAGCAACGUCGACGAGAUAAACUACUGCGACUUGGAAUUCUCGGGGAACACGGAGCCGCUCCACAAGGUCAUACAAUUUGCUGCUUCUCGCCGUUGUGGAGAGUUGUUUGUUACUACAGUCACAGAUCUCCAACCCUAUUUCCUUGCCCCCUUGGCUGAUAAUAGCAAUCUCACAACGCUAGAGUUGAGGGCCGCACGUUUGGGGACGGGAUUCGGUGGUUUCAGCUCGCUGAGGGUUUUGCAUUUGGAUGAGGUCAGUCUGCCUUGUAGCAGUGCCGCUGAUCUCGAUCUUUUCGUUGGGUUCCCCAGCUUGGAGAAGUUGGUAGUGGCUAACUGUGUGUUUAGCCGUAAGCCGGAUGAUCCUCCUUGUUGCUUCAAGGUCUCCGGUCCCCGGCUCGCCCAUCUCCUGAUUAGCUUUCUUGUGCUAAGGUUGAAAUAUUUGCCCCAAACCUCAAAUUCCUAA
This is a messenger RNA of Linum tenue, 747 nucleotides long. Lineage: Eukaryota; Viridiplantae; Streptophyta; Magnoliopsida; Malpighiales; Linaceae. The record is from the annotation of a GenBank genome assembly.